Monodelphis domestica (gray short-tailed opossum) is the source of this 2636-nucleotide messenger RNA. The record is from RefSeq and is a predicted model, not a curated record. Lineage: Eukaryota; Metazoa; Chordata; Mammalia; Didelphimorphia; Didelphidae.
UUGUGGGCUGGCGUGGCUGGGUCCCUGUGGCAGGCUGGGACCCCGGUUGAGGGCAGUGGUUGGGACGGGCCAGACUCGGGGGAGAAGGCUGGUAGAGGCACAGCUUGCUCCGCAAGCAAAGGAAGCCUUCCGCGGUUCCUGGGCACCCACGGGAAACGGACUCGUGGCGUCCGAGGAACCCCCGAAGAGAGCCUCCCCUCCCCCUUCGCACACCACGGGGACUCCCUGUUCCCCAGGCUCGAGGCUCCUUCCCCAGCCCCGCCCUGGGCUUUGACUCCUAGUAUGUCACUGCUGGAUCCUGCGAUCCUCUCCUGUCUUCUUGUCCACUGCCCUCUCACACCCCAGUUGCAUACCUGGGGAAACCGAGGUCCGGAGAAAGGAAUUGAAUUGACCACUUCCACACUAGGGACUUCGGAACUCUUGCAUCCUCGAACAGGGGGUCCCGAAAACUUUUAGCCCACCGACCAAAGACUUGAUCAACUCCGGAGGACCCUCAUCCUCUUGCCAUUUAGGAGAGAAGCCCCCAGGUCUCAGAAAAACUGUCUAAGUCAGAUGUUCCUUCUUGGCUUUCUACAGAUAGGUGUAUGAAUCUCGGCUUCAGGGAUUCUUCAUCCUUCAGGACCAUUACCUGUAAACAGAUUGAUCCACAGAAAAGCAGAUAGAGGCUUUUAUUGGGACCAUACUCAGAAUUACUGAAUCUCAAAAUUGGAUGGGACCUCAAAAGCCAACUAGAUUAACCAAUAACUGAACAAGAAUAUCUUUGAAGACAUCAAGUUUAUAAAGUCAUAUUCUUUUAAGGCUGAAAGGAAAAUGUCAUUCCGUAAAGUGAACAUUAUCAUCCUAGUUCUUGCUGUCACUCUCUUUCUGCUAGUUUUACAUCAGAACUUCCUUGGGCUGAGUGAUUUGUUGAAAAGGGAGAUCUCAGAUCCAAAUCUUGUAGGAUUUCAGCCACUAGCUUUUGUGCCUAAUGCCCCUAAAAGCUUGCUCUCUAGGAGUGAAGAGGAGAUUCCAGUAGUCAUUGCAGCUUCUGAAGACAGACUUGGGGGUACAAUUGCAGUGAUGAAUAGUAUUUACCAUCAUACUCACUCCAAUGUGGUUUUCUACAUUGUUACUUUGAAUGAUACUGCAGACCAUCUCAGAAAAAUGAAGCCCAGAGAAGGGUUGCCCCAAGUGACACAAGGUACCAAGCAUCAGAUAUGGGAUUGGAGCCCAAGAACCAGUGCUCUUCUGCCUAUGCUUCUAAUAUUAAGAAUAUUUUCUACAUGGGAACCCUGGCACCUUCUCAGGACUCUAGACAAUAGAUCCUGGCUCAGCAGUGAUUCUCUAAAAAGCAUCCAAUACAAAAUUGUGGAUUUCAACCCUCAGUGUUUGGAAGGGAAAGUAAAAGUGGAUCCUAAACAGGGGGACUUCUUGAAGCCAUUAACCUUUGCAAGAUUCUACCUGCCUAACUUGGUUCCCAAUGCGAAAAAAGCAAUAUAUAUGGAUGAUGAUGUUAUAGUACAAGGUGAUAUUCUUGCCCUUUAUAAUACACCUUUGAAGCCUGGGCAUGCAGCUGCUUUUUCAGAAGACUGUGAUUCAACUUCUGCUAAAGUUAUUGUCCAUGGAGCAGGGAAUCAGUAUAAUUAUAUUGGAUUUCUGGACUAUAAGAAAAAAAGGAUUCGAAAUCUUGCCAUGAAAGCUAGCACCUGCUCUUUUAAUCCUGGGGUUUUUGUUGCAAAUUUAACAGAAUGGAAACAACAGAACAUUACUUACCAGCUGGAAAAGUGGAUGAAACUUAAUGUAGAAGAAGAAUUAUAUAGUAGGACACUGGCUGGCAGCAUUACAACACCUCCCCUACUUAUAGUGUUUUAUAAACAGCAUUCAAAUAUUGAUCCCAUGUGGAAUGUCCGACAUCUUGGUUCUAGUGCAGGAAAACGAUAUUCACCGCAGUUUGUGAAAGCUGCUAAACUCCUACAUUGGAACGGACACUUCAAGCCAUGGGGAAGAACUGCUGCUUAUGCUAACAUUUGGGAAAAGUGGUAUAUUCCAGAUCCAACAGGAAAAUUCAGCCUAAUCCGAAGACAUGGAGAUGUUGCAAAUGCAGUGUAAAGUAGAAUCCCGACUACCCUUCUUUUCUCAGGAAACAGUAAUGGAUGGUAUUCAGUUGGGAAAAUGUCUUGUGUGUGAUGCUGAGAAUGUUUGUGGUGAAACACAGGAAAACCAACUUACAGCAAUUACCAUACCCAAUGAUUAUGAAGUUUUCCAACAUCAUCCCAACUAGAAUAUGAAAUCACUUGGCAUCUGUCUUACUUGAGAAAAAGUAUUUUACUAACUUUAUUGCUACUACAAAAGAGAAUUUGACCAGCAGAAGUGAAUGGUGUGCCUUCCCCUUCUAGGACUGAUGAGCCAUCUUGCAGUUAGUUAAAUGCUACUGUUUUUGUUCUACUCCUAUAACCUGUGGCUUUGUUUGACACUUUACUUUGCAUGAAACUCACUUGAAGCAUGUUUACAUAUUCUGUUAACUUAGUUUAAAAUACACUACCAGUUAUGGUUUCUUUCAAAAAGUUAUACCUCUUAGUUUUGACUUAGUUACAAUUCCCCAAUACUAUUUAAAGAUGGUUUUUCAUUUUGUUCCAAAAAUAAAAUUUUAAAAUAUG